AUUUUUCUAUCGAAUCGUAUUUCUAGUAAAGAAAGUUAUAAGAUCACAAAAAUGGUCGAAAAUGACGUCACGCGAUUCGUUUAUAAGAAAUAUUCGAGCUCUCAUUUUCAUUAUCCCGAAAUCAUUUGCGUUGAAUUUACGUAUUUUCUGUAAUAUAUGAAAAUACUAUUUCAUUAAAGAUUUUCAAUAUGAAAAAAGUUUUGACAGCAGUUAUUUAUUAUAUAGUUUUAAACGUAUCUGUGUCAAUCGGAAGAUUAAUUGACACGAACUCGAGUUGUUCCUCAAUCGAACAAUAUUUGGACUCAGAUGGUAAUUGUCUUCCUUGCACAAAAUGUUUUCCAAAUGGAUGCGUCGAAAUGCCUUGCAGCCAAAAUGUCGAUACCAUUUGUAGACCCGUGAAGGAAAACGAAUAUAUAGAGCCUUUAUUUAAAACCUGUGUUUUCUGUUCAGAUUGUUUUCCUAACGGACAAAUAAUUUCAAAUUGUUCCACAUUUUUCGAUACUCUUUGUAGUUACACAAGCGAGCCCGAUGUAAACGGAAAAAAGUAUUCAAAUGUAGAACAACUGUCGUACAAAUGGAUAUCAAUUUCUCAAGCAAUUGUUGCAUUGAACGUCGUUAUUCUCUUCUGUGUUUUGAUGUUAGAGAUAGUUAAGAAUAGAAAUAGAAAAAACAGAAUUCCAUCAGACUGUCAACCAUUACACGAAGAUGCAUCAACUGAUUGAAGAAAAUUUAAAGCCGAUUAAUUCGAUAGACAGGAGAAUGCGAAAUCUUCAUCAAAACACAUUUGAAAACAUAUUGUUUCUAAAGAACCAUGAAAACAAUGGACACGAAAAUUUAUUUAAGAAAUAUCUGAACGCAUGUUUGACGAAAUCAUUGGAAAACGAAUAUUUUCCAGAUGAAUUUAAAGCAAAUUCAUUUAGUGUAUAUAGCAGUUACAUCAUUUUCCAGGAUGAAUCAGAAUACCUAAAAAAUGUAGCAAUUCAUCGAAAAUAUUUUACAUCCAGCGUUCAUUUAAAUUAUGAAAUAGAAAAUAGUAAUUGCGUAGAGAUGGUGUGGAACAUUCACUGCAACGGCUGCUUUCCCAGUUUGAAGGGUUUGUUUUAUCCGGGCCAGGUUGUGAUAUCAAAAUUAAUUGAUUUAUAUUUCAAAAAUUGUAUAACAAUUUGUAACACAUUGAACGACAUUUAUGACGAAAGUCGUAACGAACUCCACAUUGGAUUUAAUAUUUUUCAUUCUUUUUCCCGGGAAAAUAUAAUAAAAGAUUUGAUAUUGGUGACUUUUCUACAAAUGCGUACGAAAUCGAAUGUUAUAUCGUACGCAAUAUUACAUUGUUUAGAUUUCCAUGAAAUGGUACACGAAUAUGAUUGUCAUAAAUAUAACUCGUAUGACUAUUUAUUUUCAGUUCUUAUGGUUUAUUUCAUUAGAAUAUUGUCGUUGUAUAAUUGGAUCAACAUAAGCAAAAAGGCGUCUAAAGCGUUUACAUUGUUUUCAUUUUUUCACGCUCAAGCUGAAGAUGUGCAACCCUCACACGAAAAUAAAUUAGCCGGAUCAAUCAAUUUUUACGACAUAAAACAAUAUUGGAUAGAUAUUUUGUCGCAAAUGGGAGAGAUUUCUAGGGAAUUUCAAAUUGCUAAAAAAUCAUAUCAAAAGCAAAGGUUGUGGGCGUUAUUUUUUAUUGAUAAAAGAUUUUUUAAACGACCUAUUGCAUUUAACGAAAUCGUUUCCAAUAGAAUUGAGAAAAUUUGUGAUAAAUCUCGAUGUCUAUAGAAAGCAGCUAUUCGGAGUUAUUAAAAGAACUAAACGAAAUUGGUUUCUAUUAUCCCUUUGCUACUUUUAAAGAUUGCAGCAAUGUAUUAAAAUCGAAGAGGAAUGGAACUUUUUUGGUCCGAAAUAGCGCACACCCAUCGUAUUUAUUUACGGUGAUGAUCAAAACAGAAAACGGAAUCAAAAAUAUAAGAUGUGAAUGUAAAAAUGGAUAUUUUUUCUUCUGUGGUCAUACUCUUACUUUUGAUAAAUGUGUUGUAGGAUUGAUAUCGAAAUAUAUGAUUCAAAAUCAUUCUCGUGAAGAUUCAGAAGAUUAUGCAAUUCCCUUGUUACACCCGCUUAUUCUAAAAGAAGGAAUAUCGUCGAACGAAAACUUCUAUUUAGAGUAGAUGUGAAUGAUUCUUUCUCUAAAGAAAUCGU
Messenger RNA from Owenia fusiformis, 2184 nucleotides. Lineage: Eukaryota; Metazoa; Annelida; Polychaeta; Sabellida; Oweniidae. The record is from the annotation of a GenBank genome assembly.